This is a messenger RNA of Knipowitschia caucasica, 1815 nucleotides long. The record is from the annotation of a GenBank genome assembly. NCBI's taxonomy places the organism in Eukaryota, Metazoa, Chordata, Actinopteri, Gobiiformes, Gobiidae.
AUGCCCUUACUGAAGUGCUGUUUCAUCUUCUGCCUCUGUCUUGGUGCUGUGUGGGCGGACAGCCUUGAAGCCUUCGUGGGACAAGACGUUACAAUAACAUGUAACUAUGACGCUAAAUAUUAUGGGAAACUGGCUGUUUGUUGGGGCAAAGGCGCCAUCCCGAACAGAGGCUGUGCCAGUGAGGUGAUCAGGACAGAUGGAACCGUGAUGACCAGCAGAGCGUCCGAAAGAUACAUCCUGUUUGGGAAUUUAGAAGAAGGGGAUGUGUCUCUGACUAUAAGACAACUGCAGGAGACGGAUUCCGGGACGUAUGGCUGCCGCGUGGACAUCCCAGGAUGGUUCAACGACCACAAACACGAGACGCUUCUGAACGUAGUACCAGCUCAUCCAAACGCCCCAAAGGUGGAGCCCCGGGAGGUGAGAGAGGAGGCCAUCACAGUUCGCUGGACCCCUGUGUUUGACGGCGGUCGGCCCAUAUUGUUCUACAGGAUUGAUCUGAAAAACAAGCAGGCUCCCUGGGACAACGCGAUAAAAACAGAGUUGCAUGACCCCAGUCUGACCCAGGUCACUCUGGUGGAUCUGCGUCCAGCAAAAACCUACAACCUGCGGAUGUUUGCCGUCAACAGUGUGGGCAUCAGCGAACCCAGCAACGUGCUCAGUGUGACGACUAAAGAAGCAGCUCCUCAGGGCCCUCCGUUAGACAUGCAGCUGGAGGCCCUCUCGUCGCGCAGCAUCAAAGUCUCAUGGAAGGCGCCAAUGCCAGACCUGCGGAAUGGCGUCUUGAGGAGCUACAGGAUUAGCUAUAGAGAGUAUGACGGACAGUUCAGGGGAUGGCAGUAUGCGAGUGCCGGUGCAGCGUGGGAGUCCCAGACCUACAUCCUCUCCAACCUCAAACCAUCCACCAAGUACUCCAUCAUGGUGCAGGCUCGGACCCACGGAGGCAUCGGGCCGCCGUCCACUGCGCCCCUGUGCUCCACCCUGCCAGAAGACCAGACCACUAAAGCUCCAACAGUUUCCCCAACUAUGACAAACAGGACUGAUAACUCUUCAGCUGAUGUAACGACAACAGUGAAGACUCUGAGGACCACUGCUGCCUUUGCCACGGUCUGGGCCUCAGCUUCUCCAUCUUUCAACUUAGGGGCGCCUGAACCUCCUACAAUUGAACUGAAAAGUGUGAAAGACGGUGUGAUUUCUCUUGUGUGGAGCCCUGGCUUACAAGGAUCCAGCUCUAUUACUGGCUUUUACCUGGAGUAUAAAUCUAUCAAUGCAUCAUGGAACCACAGGAAGACCGUGGAUUUCAGCUGCAAUCAAACAGAGGCCACCAUCAUCGAGAUUAAACCCUCCUCGUACAACAUCCGAAUGUUUGCUCGAAAUAUCUUUGGCAAAAGCAAAGCCAGCAAUGUCCUCACACUCACGGUGGAAGAAAAAGGUCAACAAAAGGACAUGUCAGCAACUACUCUCUACCCAGACACUCGCGCAAUGAGUGCGGAGGAUAGCGGCAGUGGACACGUUGCUGCCAUUUUGGUUCCUCUGCUGCUGGUGCUGACACUUAUGGCUGCUUUAGGAACAUGGCAAAUAAGACGGAUCAGGCAGAAAAAUGGCACGCUAAGCAUGUGGCUUGGCAAUGGAGCGCUGCAUUACAGAGGAGCUGGCAGAGUGCGCCAAAGCCCCACGCCUGACUCCAGCCUCUGCUGUCGCUGCUCUGAGCUCCCGUGGGCUCUUGUGGGCUCCUGGGGGCUCCCAGCUGCAGAUCCCUCCAUCUGUCCCCUGAACGGCUCCAUAAGAAGGAACAUAGAGAAGAUCUGUGUAUAUUAG